Molecule: messenger RNA, 861 nt
Organism: Scomber scombrus (Atlantic mackerel)
Lineage: Eukaryota; Metazoa; Chordata; Actinopteri; Scombriformes; Scombridae
Product: dexamethasone-induced Ras-related protein 1-like
Exons: 2
Coding region: 61-861 (266 amino acids)
Molecular function (GO): GTPase activity; GTP binding
Source: RefSeq, a predicted model, not a curated record
CGCCUUUUUACGCACUCGCACAUAUUGAAAGAGAAGCAGUGUGCGCACCAAGUUUUAACCAUGAUUAAGAAAAUGACUCCCUCCGAGAGCGACUUUGACAUCCCAGCAAAGAACUGCUACAGGAUGGUGAUUUUGGGAUCCACCAAAGUUGGGAAAACAGCGAUCGUGUCCCGAUUCCUGAACGGGAGAUUCGACGAGCAGUACACGCCGACGAUCGAGGACUUUCACAGGAAACUGUACAGCAUCAAGGGAGACGUAUACCAGCUAGAUAUACUGGAUACAUCAGGGAACCAUCCCUUCCCCGCCAUGAGGAGACUAUCUAUACUGACAGGUGACGUGUUCAUCCUCGUCUUCAGUCUAGACAACAGAGACUCCUUCCAGGAGGUGCAGCGGCUCAAGCACCAGAUUUACGAGACCAAGUCGUGCCUAAAGAACAAAAUCAAAGAGAACAUUGACGUGCCUCUAGUCAUCUGCGGGAACAAGGGUGACCGAGAGUUUUACCGGGAGGUGCAACAGGAGGAGAUCGAGAAGUUGGUGGACGGAGACGAGAAGUGCGCGUACUUCGAGAUCUCCGCCAAGCGCAACGAGAACGUGGAUAAGAUGUUUCAGACUUUGUUUACCUUGGCCAAACUACCUCACGAAAUGAGCCCCGACCUUCAUCGGAAAGUGUCCGUGCAGUACUGCGACAUGCUGCACAGAAAGUCUAUGAAAAACAAGAAGCUGAAGGACAUUGGGGAGGCAUACGGCAUGGUCACUCCGUGCGCCCGGAGACCCAGCGUGCACAGCGAUCUCAUGUACAUUAAAGAGAAGGCUGUAGGAGGAGGCCAGGGUAAAGACAAAGAGAGAUGUGUGAUCAGUUAA